AUGGAAGAAGGACAAGAACGACGGAUUCAAUUAAAUUCUGGACGAGCUCAGUUGGAUGAGUAUUUCAUUGGGAAUGAGGUGGUUACAGCGAAGUACACCUGGUACAGUUUUCUGCCAAAGAACUUGUGGGAGCAGCUUCAUAAAUUUGGAAAUGUGUAUUUCUUGUUUAUCUCGGUGGUCAUGUACUUGGGUGAGACCACUGAUCUCUAUGUGGGCACCAUCCGAGCCUUCUCCACGCUCGGUUUGCUAGUGAUGAUGAUGGCCGUCACGGCCGCCGUGGCUUUGUAUGACGACAUUCAGAGAGGCCGCGCGGACAAGGAGAUCAACAUGUCGAUCGCCACAGUCCUCGUGGAGGGCCGCGAGGUUGAAAAGAAAUUCAAGGACCUGCAGGUGGGUGACAUCCUCAUAGUGAAGAAGGACCAAGACUUUCCGGCUGACACCAUCCCCUUGCAUUGCUCCGGGGAAGGUGGCAACUGUUACGUCUCCACCGCCAACUUAGAUGGGGAGACCAAUCUGAAGCUGAAGACAGCCCCGUCGAUCACACAGAAAGCCCUCAUGAAUUCUUCAGGCUCCCCUGCAGGCAGCUUGAGCAUGCUGAAGCGGAUCGAGAUCGUGGCCGAGGCACCCAAUGGCAAUAUCCAUGACUUCAAUGGUAACAUCACCGUGGAGAACCAAAAGGCCUCUUUGGGCCAGAAGCAACUGCUCAUGCGUGGGACCGUGUUGAGGAAUACCGACAAAUGCACAUGUGUGAUUGUUUACACAGGAAAUGACACCAGGAUGGUGAAGAACUCCCGGCCUGCGCCAAUGAAACAAUCCAACUUGGAGAUCACCACCAACAAGGCCAUGUUCAUCGUCCUGUUUGCUCAGACAUUGAUUUCUUUGACCUGUGGAUUUCUCCACAUUCAAUUCAAGCCAAAGCAUCAUUGGUAUUUGGAGGAGGAGCGCAUCAUCCUGCCUGAAUGGCUUGCUUGGUGGUUGACCUUCUUCACGUUGUUUUCGAAUUUGAUGCCGAUCUCCUUGUACCCUACUGUGGAGUUCUGUAAUGCCUUCCAGUGCCGAGCGAUCCGGCUCGACGAGAAGAUGCAUUACAAAUUCCCCGACAGCAACGAGCUGUUUGAAGCUCGCACGAGAAGUACGAACCUCUCGCAGGAGCUGGGUCAGGUUGGCUAUGUUUUCUCAGACAAGACAGGCACUUUGACGCAGAAUGAUAUGAUUCUGAGGCGCUUGUCCAUCGGCGGCAAGAAAUAUGGGACCUUCUCCUCCGGGCCGAGUUUCGCCAAGGACAAGAAGAUGGAGGCUGGAUUCAAUGGAGGGAAAUUCUUGGAGGCAGACCGCAGCAGCAACAGAAGCAUCGAUCGGUUCCUGGAAAUCUUGGCGGUGUCCCACACGGUCAUGGCCACCAAGAAGGACGGAGAACUGAUCUAUGAAGCCGAGAGCCCUGAUGAAUAUGCCUUGGUGAAAGCUGCUGCUGUGGCCGGUUUCGAAUUCAAGUCACGAAGCGGAAGUGAUGCCACCGUGAGCAUCCGGCCACACUCACAGGACAAGUCUCAGGAUGUCACCUAUAGCUUGCUGGCCACCAACGAGUUCAACUCAGCGCGAAAGCGCAUGUCGGUGCUGGUGAAGAAAGGUGCUGAGUACCUCUUGCUGGUGAAAGGAGCUGACAAUGUGAUGCUCGAGCGGGCGGCGCAGCGCAAUCAAGCAGUGCUGGAAGCGCACCUCCAAGAGUUUGCCGAAGAAGGCUUGCGCACGUUGGUGAUCGGAUGCCGAACGAUUCCAAUGACAGAGGCCACGAGCUGGUUAAACCAAUUCCAAGAGGCACAGCGGGCCACAGCUGAUCGUGAAGAGAAACUGGGGCAAGUAGCUGAGCAAAUCGAGAAGUCACUGGAAAUUGUGGGAGCCACUGCGAUCGAAGACAAGCUCCAGGACGGGGUGCCCGACACAAUCCAGCUGAUUCGCGAUGCCGGGAUCAAGCUUUGGGUGCUCACGGGUGACAAGUUGGAGACCGCCCGCAACAUCGGCUUCAGCACAAGGGUGCUGUCAACUUCAAUGGACAUCCGAAUCCUCGACGACGAGCUUGGCGAGGACAUUGAUGCUAUCGAAAAUGCAUGGGAAUGCUACAGCGAUGUCUCUGACCAGGAGGAAGAAGUGGUUCGCAGUCGAGCCUUGAUGGUCACAGGAAAGAUGGUAAGCCUGAUUUGGGAGAGCGAUGGGGCUGAUGAUUCUUUGAAGAAGAAAUUUCAGCGGAUCUCCACAAGUUGUGCUGUCCUUAUUGCUUGCCGGGUCAGUCCCUUGCAAAAGGCAGAGCUCGUGUCCUUUAUUCGUGAGAAUGUGACACCGACGCCUGUGACACUGGCCGUGGGCGAUGGAGCUAAUGAUGUGCCGAUGAUCCAAACGGCGCAAGUGGGUGUUGGCAUCGCAGGGCGCGAAGGCCGACAAGCCGUGAACAAUUCUGAUUUUGCCAUUGGGCAGUUCCGCUUCCUGGAGAGAUUGCUUCUCCUGCACGGGCGGUGGAACUAUCGGAGAGCCUGCAUGUUCACCCUUUUUACGUUUUGGCGGAACAUGGUGCAAGUCUUAAUGAUUGUGUUCUACACCUUUAUCUCUGGAUAUUCUGGCACCAGUCUAUUUGAGGAUUGGAUUCGUCUCACCUUCAAUGGCGUUUGUACCAUGCCCAUUCUUCCCCCUGGAUGUAUGGAUCAGGAUUUCAGGGAACAAAUUAUCCUGAAGAAUCCGAAGCAAUACCAAGUGGGGCCGAAUUCGGAAGACUUGAACUCAAAGAAGGUUGCAAUGACGAUUUCUGUGGCUGUCCUACAUGCAUUUGUGAUUGUGGUCAUUACUUUGCUGGCUUUUCCAGGAUUGGAGAUCGUUGGAUCAGGUGAUUAUUACACUUUUGGCACGAUCUGCUACACUUGCUUGAUUCUAGACGUCAACUACCGUGCCAUCUUCCUCUCGAACAAUAACAGCCGCAGCUUGACAAUCUGGGUGGCUCUUGCGGCUUUUUUACUAUACAGCGUUUAUUUGCUGGUCUACACCAACUGGCCCUGGCUUUGCAACAAGCUGACGCCGAACAUGUUCAAAGUCCCAGACCACAUGUCUGCCAGCGCCUAUUUCUGGAUUUGCAUCUUUAUCGUCCCGUUUACAGCCUUCGUCUACGACACGUUCUUCCACUGGGUGUACCACACAGUCAUUGACCCCGAUCGUGCAGACCGGCUCCGGAUCAAGUUGGAGAACGAUGAGCACAGUAGAAGUCUUCUGGAUUGCCGCUUGACCUCUGAAUCAUCUGAUGAAGAAAUGGGGUCGGCGUCAGAGGGCGAGGGCUUGAUGGCACGGUGUGGCGCCAGUGAGUUUGAGAGCCUGGAGAUGAUGAACUGGAUGAACUGUGACAAGGUGGCCUAUGACACCCGAGUCUUCAGCCUCGCUAUCGCAGGGGGCGUUGUCAUGGAGCUACUAGCCCUGCUUUGUUGGAGCCAAUCCAGCAGCAAGAACCAGGUUCGCAUCAUCUAUGACGAGCGAUGGAUCAAUGGAGAGCAAGGAAGCAGCUGGCUUGAGGACCUCUUCUUGGCCUACCCAAUCGGUACCAAUCUGAACGAAGUGGUCAACGCGACCAAGAAAAAGGACUAUAUCAAUGUCACCCGCGAUGGCCGGCCGAACGAGCGGAAGAUCACGUUAGCGGUGGCUCCAACGCAUGACAUCAAAAAUCCCUUGCUCUUCUACUCCACAGGUCCAUUCUACCAGAACUACAACUACUACAUGAAGUCUGAAGUCUACCAAGAGCUCUAUGGCUUAGAGGCUCCUCCUGGAAAGCGAGAUGCUCGAUGUCCAAAACGGGUGCGUGAACAGGAUGGCAAGCCACUGGUUCCAUGUGGCCUCAAGGCUCAGAGCCUUUUCAACGACACCUUCAAAGUAGAGGGCUUCGAGAUCGAUAAAACGGAUGUGGCCUGGCCCAGCGAUGUGGAUCGCUAUAGAAACACCAAGGACUAUCCGGAUGCCAACAAACGCUGGCUGUACGAGGUGUUUCCAGAUACUGUGAAGAAGGCGGAAAAUGUGAAAGAUGAGGAUUUUGUGAACUGGAUGCGUCCAUCUGCUGUGCCUAGGGUAGACAGGAAAGGCUUUGUGGGAUGGAUUUCCGGCUGCAAGGAUGAACGAGAAGCCCUAGCUCUUUUUGGGGGGAAUCCACCCUUCUUUCUGGCUUUGCUCUUGGCUCUGCCUCCGUUGCAGAACUACACCAUUGAAAUCGAGUCCAGAUUCAACGUUGACUCUUUGCCAGGAGGACAGAAGUCAGAAAAUCACGAAAGCUCCACCAACUGGACGUAG
Messenger RNA from Durusdinium trenchii, 4311 nucleotides. NCBI's taxonomy places the organism in Eukaryota, Dinophyceae, Suessiales, Symbiodiniaceae. The record is from the annotation of a GenBank genome assembly.